Molecule: messenger RNA, 698 nt
Organism: Theobroma cacao (cacao)
Lineage: Eukaryota; Viridiplantae; Streptophyta; Magnoliopsida; Malvales; Malvaceae
Gene: EPF1
Product: epidermal patterning factor 1
Biological process (GO): guard cell differentiation; stomatal complex development
Source: RefSeq, a predicted model, not a curated record
ACUUCACUGUUUUCCUCAACCCCAGCUACCGCUUUCAGUUUGCUCUUUACUUGCCUAAGCUCAUUGAGGCAAACAGCCGAAAUAGGAAAAUAAGAUUGAAGCCAUGAAGCGUUCUGUUUGUGUGGCUUCAAUUGCCAUUAUUCUCUGCUGUGUUCCUGUUGUUGUCACGUCUGCAAGGCAUGUAAGGCGGCUGCAAAUACAUCAUAGCCAGGCCCAUGAAUCUCAGCCAAGCACAGGAGAAGGGAUAGUUGCAAAACCCAAUUCAUACUGGGAAAGAACAAGGCCAAUGAUGAAAAGAAAGGGGUCAGACACAUUACAGAUUGCAGGAUCAAGCUUGCCUGACUGCUCACAUGCUUGUGGCUUGUGCACACCUUGCAGACUAGUUAUGGUGAGCUUUGUGUGCGCAUCGCUGGAAGAGGCUGAAACAUGUCCUAUGGCUUACAAGUGCAUGUGCAACAACAAGUCUUAUCCAGUUCCAUGAAAUUACUUCAACUCAUUUCAUUUUUUUUUAUCAAAGAUAUAGGCGGUCCAUCUUGUUCUUUAGCGGCCUUGUCCAAUUUUACCUUGUAAUGUGCGCUUUGGCAUCUUUUUUUGUAAUCAAUAGAGUGUAUAAAUUUAUUUUGAUUCUUUUAUAUCCACUUUGGGGUAAUUAAUUUGACUACUACUGCCACGACGAUUGCUCUAAUUUGGCAAGUUCA